This is a messenger RNA of Nelumbo nucifera (sacred lotus), 1360 nucleotides long. RefSeq names its product malate dehydrogenase. The record is from RefSeq and is a predicted model, not a curated record. Lineage: Eukaryota; Viridiplantae; Streptophyta; Magnoliopsida; Proteales; Nelumbonaceae. Gene Ontology annotation, biological process: malate metabolic process. Gene Ontology annotation, molecular function: L-malate dehydrogenase (NAD+) activity.
CCUUUACUCUCAGACCUCAGUACCCUCAGGCGACUCCUUUCACUCUCCAUUUUUUCCCCCCAAACGUCUAGUUUGGUGUUUUCUCGUCGAUCUCCAUCAAUGGCGAAAGAUCCAGUUCGUGUUCUAGUUACAGGAGCUGCAGGACAAAUUGGGUAUGCUCUUGUGCCUAUGAUUGCUAGAGGAGUGAUGUUGGGUCCUGAUCAACCUGUAAUUUUGCACAUGCUUGAUAUCCCACCUGCUGCAGAGGCCUUGAAUGGGGUAAAAAUGGAGUUGGUGGAUGCUGCAUUUCCUCUUCUUAAAGGUGUUGUUGCUACAACCGAUGUUUUUGAGGCAUGCACUGGAGUGAAUAUUGCAGUCAUGGUUGGUGGUUUCCCAAGGAAAGAAGGAAUGGAAAGAAAAGAUGUGAUGUCAAAAAAUGUAUCCAUCUAUAAGUCUCAAGCAUCUGCUCUGGAAAAGCAUGCAGCUGCAAACUGCAAGGUUUUGGUUGUUGCUAACCCAGCAAACACAAAUGCCUUGAUCCUGAAAGAAUUUGCACCUUCUAUCCCUGAGAAAAACAUAACAUGCCUGACUAGGUUGGACCAUAACAGGGCACUAGGUCAGAUCUCAGAGAGAUUGAAUGUUCACGUCUCUGAUGUUAAGAAUGUUAUUAUCUGGGGAAAUCAUUCUUCAACUCAGUACCCUGACGUCAACCAUGCAAAGAUUGUAACACCUUCUGGAGAAAAGCCUGUACGUGAGCUUGUUGCUAAUGAUGAAUGGUUGAAUGGAGAAUUUAUCACCACUGUCCAACAACGUGGUGCUGCAAUUAUAAAAGCCCGAAAACUAUCUAGUGCAUUGUCUGCUGCAAGUGCUGCUUGUGAUCACAUACGUGAUUGGGUGCUUGGGACACCGGAGGGCACUUGGGUUUCCAUGGGUGUGUACUCUGAUGGAUCAUAUAAUGUACCUGCGGGCCUCAUCUAUUCCUUCCCUGUAACUUGUCGUAAUGGAGAAUGGACAAUAGUUCAAGGACUCCAAAUCGAUGAAUUUUCAAGAAAGAAAUUGGACUUGACAGCAGAGGAGCUCUCUGAGGAGAAGUCUCUUGCAUACUCAUGCCUUAAUUAGUUGAAUACUCUUCUCAUUCCUAGCUUAGCACGGUGGUAUUAGUGCUUAUGAAGUAGCUUCAGUUUUGAAAUAAAAGCCAUUUUGGAAUAUUUUUGUCACUCGUCUACGCGAGGAGAAUUUGAUUUUUCUAGAUAUGGAUUUCAUUGAUAAGCACAAGCAUGGUUCAUUCCAUGGUUUUAUGUAGCUCAAGUUCUGUCCUUUGGUGGUUAUUUACGUGGAGAUACCAUAUAAUGCCUGCGUUUGAGAACCCAAUGUUUGUUCU